This is a messenger RNA of Neocloeon triangulifer, 3416 nucleotides long. Its product is annotated as mucin-19-like. The transcript has 20 exons. The coding region runs from base 126 to 2567 and encodes 813 amino acids. The record is from RefSeq and is a predicted model, not a curated record. Gene Ontology annotation, biological process: biological process involved in interspecies interaction between organisms. Gene Ontology annotation, molecular function: carbohydrate binding; odorant binding. Lineage: Eukaryota; Metazoa; Arthropoda; Insecta; Ephemeroptera; Baetidae. Gene Ontology annotation, cellular component: external side of plasma membrane.
CCAGCGCUCUAGUUUGAAAGUAUGAAAUCGGAGCCACUGUUUUACAGAUUUUCAGUUCAGUUUUCCUAAAUUUCAACUUGUUGUGCUUCACUCUUCAAUAAAUCAGCUCUAUGAAAAUUUAAUUUAUGAGCAAAUUUAUUUGGUGCUCCCUUCUGGGGGCACUGCUCAUUUUGAUUUUGUAUGUGGAAUCAACAACAGAGGAAGUAGUUGAACUCAGGGCACUACGAAGGAAAGGUUCAUCAGGUGCAAAAGCAUCCGCCUCAAGACGAAAGGGAAGUACUGCAUCUUCAAAGGCUAAAAAACGCAAAAUGUUAAUCCAUUGCUGUGGAAGUAAUUCAUGCUCCAAAGAACAUAACGUCAGUGGAAAAAACAAGUCCAAAACAAUAGGCCACGGUACUGGACGUUCAGUUUCAUCGACCGUUAUGAAUGGAAUUUUGAAAGGCGAACCUGGCAGUGGAGCAAAUUCCGGGAGUGGUCCUGGAGAUCAGUCCUUAGGUGGAGGAGCAGCUGCCGGAGGUGCAGUAACUGAUCCGGCUGCAGGUGGUGACCCUGCUGCUGCAGACCCUAACGCAGCUGGAGGGGGAAAUCCACCUCCAGUUGAUCCCUCCAACCCUGGCGCCGCAGGUUCAGGAGGGACGGCAGGAGAUCCCGCUGCUGGUGGCACCGGAGGCAAUGUGGUUGCUCCGCCCCCUGCUGACACAAGUGGAGGGGGAGGAGGGGUAUUUGAUGCAGGUUCUCCUGCCCAGCAGCCACCUGCAGACGCCGGAAGCAACCCUGUGGUGGCUCCAGUUUCGGGAGGCUCGUCGGACACCUCGACCGCAGCUCCUGUCGGAGGGGCUGACCUGCCAGCUAACCCUCCACUGACAACAGCGCCACCUUCCGACAGCCAGGCAGGCGCUGCAGGGUCAACUGCAGCUGCCCAAAAUCCAGGAGAUGUGCAGACAACCAUCCCUGGCGCUACAACGGCUGCUGCAAAUGCAGCCCCUCCUAAUUCAGGAAACGUGGCUAACGGGGCAACUACGGUUGCGGCUGGAAAUACGGCUGCAGCCAUCACAAAUGCAGCCGCCCCUACGACUGCAGCUGCACCCAAUAAUGCAGCUGCCGCUACAACUGCAGCUGCUGCUACAACCACUCCAAAGCCUUGCCUUGCCAAGUGUACACAAGCUUGUGCAAAAAACAACACCCUGUUUACGGCAAAUGUUUUAAAUGAUGCUUCUCUUUAUGGAACGUGGGUAACUAAGUGUGGAAAAACGUAUUUGUUUGGAUCGGAAUUGCUAAACUGGCAAGAUAACAUGGCGAAAUGCUGCUCUCUAGGAAUGAAACCCCUGACGAUCGAUUCUUCGACGCAACAAACUUGUUUGGGAGAUUUUGCUAAAACGAAUUGGCUCGGUAACUUUAAUCACUGGAGUUCUGGCACGCGAACCGGUUGCGCCGCCGGUUCAUCCUUUACAUGGUGUCCGUCUGGGGUGGCGGUCAGCAACUCUAUAUUGUGGGACCAGGGCCAACCGGACAACAUGGGUGGUCAACAGACGUGCGCCCACUUAAGGAUCAAUUCUAAAACAAAAACAAUCACUCUGACCGACAGAAACUGCACCGAUUUGUAUCCAUUAGCGUGUGAGGACACAACCGUACGCACGUAUGCUUGUGAUCAGCCGACGUGUCCGUCAACUUGCAACAAGGAUAUGACACUUUUCCAAACUUCUCCGGAUAUUAAAUUAAAUAACCAAGCAUCGUAUGGCAACUGGGCUGAAACCAAAGGCCGCCUUUAUUUAUUCAGCACAGGAACACUAGCAUGGCAGGAAGCUUAUAACACUUGUUGCAAACUGGGAAUGCGACUGUUGAGCUUGGAAACGUUCAGUGAAGCUAAAAAUUUAGCCGGAAUACUCACAUCAAAAUCGACUCUGAAGGGGACUUACUGGAGCUCGGGCACCGACACGGGGUGUGACGACUAUUUUGGUUGGUGCGGCUCUGGUAAGAUUUUCGUGGACGCGGAAAUCACGUGGGCAGCGAAUAUGCCUCGCGGUGCCACCGCUGGUUACCACUGCGCCGCGGCCACGCUGACCUCAGGUAGCGCCAACGUCACACUCGCUGAUGAGACGUGCACUAAAGCGCUGCCUUACAUUUGCGAAGCUCGAAGCACAAAAACGUACAAACCUGGGCAGGCCAUUAUGCAGGAAUGCAUUCAGAAGAACGCAUUAACCUCAAGCGAACAAAGUUUUAUUUCGGCGAUAAACGUGUCAGCAACAAUGCCAAAGAACACAAAAUGCUUUUUAAAAUGUGUUGGAGAGGAGUUGGGAAUAUAUGAAGAUGGUUUACUUAAAGAUGCAGCAAUUUUAAGACUCAUUGAAGAAGUUUUCCAAAUCGAUGAAGCCGGAUUGCUAGAUAUGUAUGAUUCUUUCACUUCGUGCUACGCAGAAAGCGACCCUAACGGAGAUGCAUGCGAAACUGCGUACUUGUUGUUUAAGUGCGCCAUGGAUUACGCGGAUUUCCCCACGUUCAUUUCUCUCAUUGAUGGAAAUUCCACCGCCGAAUUGUCACCCUUGCCCUGCUCACCAACGUGUAUUUAAAAAGAGGAUCAACCAUUUGGAAAAAUUAAAACUGAAGUUAUUCGAAUUGAAACGGAAUUAUUUAUUUCGUACUGAAUUAAGAAAGUUGCCACUUCCACACUUGCGCUGGCAAAUUUUCAGCGUCGUCGCUGUAAACAGCGCAAUCUUUGUACUCGCAGACGUACGAGCUGUAGGCAUAAACCAGCUGUGUCGCAUUUGUACUCACGGUGACGGUAACCGAAUUAGAUGUAGUAGAGAUCACGUCAGUGAGCUCGUAACUCCCGUCGGGAAGUUGAAACUGAAAAUUAAUUAUAUUCAUACCCGGAUUAAUAUACACAUUUAGCAUAAAACCUACUGCGAAUCCCAACGUGCCAACUAAUUUAAUAUUCCUGUCAUACUCAAUAGUCCACGUGCCAGAAGCGUCUCCAACCAAGUUUGUUGGCUUGCGUUCAACAUCAAAUUAAAUUUGUGUGUCCUUUUGAAAAUAUUUUACUUACAACUGGUCCGUAUAAACUAAAGUUUUGGUUGUACAAAAGUUUCUUCGCUGCGUUUGCCAAUCGGUCUGCAACAGUUUGCUUGUCUCGAGGAUGAAUGCUGUUUUUUUUUUUUUUUAAUUUCUGAUUCUUUUUUUUAAAUUUAUAAUAAUUAUCUUGCCUUCCGGUAGGUGAGAAGUGAUCGGUCAGAUCAUAAACCGCUCCCGUGAAAGCUUCUGGAGCCAAGGCGUUGGGCAAAAUUCCGACGUCAAGAGUUUGGUGCCAACGGCUGUCUCCCCAUUUGUAGUUGUGAUUUAUGAAAAGCGGGCCAUUCUAAUUAAAACCUUGAGUAUUUAAUUUGUUCUCCUCAUAUUGUUUGAUUCUUUUGUACUUGAAC